GUUAGAGCAUUGUUUCUCCUGAUGCAGUGCAAGCCUUUUCUGGAAAGGUUUUGUCUUUGCUAGGAGAGAGAGGAGUAUAGUGUGAGAGGAAAAACUCUGAUUGCCUUUGCUUGGCAGCCCCAUAGUAAGUAUUCCCUAUGUUUCUACACCUCUGUGUGGAAAUGCUCACCUGUGUCUUUCCGAGAGAAGCAGUACCUUUUUGGAAGGGGCAAAUGGGACAGAAGAAGUCAGGCUCCUGUGUAAUAGGUGAUGUUUUACAAGUGCUGCUGGCCAUCAGUAGUCUCUGGAGGAUCCAGGACAUGGGUGUUGGUACUGGGAGAAGCUGGACAGAGCUAAUUACUCAGAGGAGAAAGGAUGGGCAGGAGCCAAGCAGAUGGCAAAAGGAUGAGGAGGAGGUGGGCAGGCAACAAGGACUAGCUGCAGGAAAGGGGGAUAAUUCCCAGAGCUGGGAGGGAAAACCAGUGCUGAUUUUGGUUACCUGGUAUGGCAAUGCCUUAUCUUCUUCUCCAGCAGGCAUUGCUCAGAGGUGCACUGCUAUCAAGCACCACUUUUCCCAGCCAGUACACUUGCUCAGUGUCCCCUUCAACUUGGUAAAGAUGAUCCACGAGGAUAAAUGGUGUCUGCUCUACUUGUGAAGGAUCAUGGCUGGAUUCCUGGGCAUGACUGCAGCUAUUCUCUGAGGGUGCAUUGUGACAGCAGUCAGCUUUUCAGAGGAAAGCCUCACUCAGCAUAUUACAGGUCUGCUGUUCCUGAUGCCAGGGGUAUUUUGCACCAUGUCUCUGUGCACUUAUGCAGCCAGCAUAACAUAUGACCUAAACCACAUUCCCACAUUCAUCUAUAAUCUUCUCAAUUAUGUAGAACAUGGAUACAGCUGCUGUCUAUUUUCUGCUUGUAGUCUGGGAUUUACAGUAGCAGCUGGGUCUCUUUGCACAGCUUACCCAUUUGUUAGCAGCGGCAACAUUAUGCAGUUGAAGUCCACCAGAGACUCCUCUGUAUGACUGCCCACCUGUCACCAACAUCCUUCAAUUACUUAUUCAAAGAAGCAGAAGUGAAGGGAAAACUAAAGUCAGGAUUCCAGGCACAAAAGUCUGACUCUUCAAAAUCUGACUGUCUUGUUUUACUGGUUCAACAAGCUGUUCUUCCAUGCUUCCAAACAGAGAGAUUUGAAAAGGAGACAGCUCUCAGAGAAUGGAGAUG
Athene cunicularia (burrowing owl) is the source of this 1197-nucleotide messenger RNA. RefSeq names its product transmembrane protein 178A (gene TMEM178A). Gene Ontology annotation, cellular component: endoplasmic reticulum membrane. NCBI's taxonomy places the organism in Eukaryota, Metazoa, Chordata, Aves, Strigiformes, Strigidae. Gene Ontology annotation, biological process: regulation of cytosolic calcium ion concentration; negative regulation of osteoclast differentiation. The record is from RefSeq and is a predicted model, not a curated record.